Arvicola amphibius (Eurasian water vole) is the source of this 2214-nucleotide messenger RNA. Its product is annotated as solute carrier organic anion transporter family member 6A1-like. Bases 1 to 2214 code for a protein of 737 amino acids. The record is from RefSeq and is a predicted model, not a curated record. NCBI's taxonomy places the organism in Eukaryota, Metazoa, Chordata, Mammalia, Rodentia, Cricetidae. Gene Ontology annotation, biological process: transmembrane transport; sodium-independent organic anion transport. The transcript has 13 exons. Gene Ontology annotation, molecular function: protein binding. Gene Ontology annotation, cellular component: membrane.
AUGACACAGGCCCCGGAAAAAGAGCAAAAUAUCAUGGAAGUGGCUCAGGCACAAGAGGGGGAUGGCAAGGACAAAAAGGAGACUAAGAAAUUCAAUAACCUAAUACUCUAUCUAACAACAGUUCCAAGGUCCCUGGCAAAGUUUAAAAAGCUCGCAGGAGAGAAAAGGCUUGCUUCUUCAAGACCCCCAAAGAUAUCAGAUCCAAAAUACAUUGCUUCCCUGGAGGGGCCAUUCGGCUUAGGCUCUCUAGUUUUCCCUGCUUUUCAACGUUUCAACAAUAUUGACUUCUUCCUGUUUUUGUACUGUCUGAUGACCGCAGCACACGGUGCUUUAUUUGUCCUUGCUGGUCUGAGUUUGCAACGAAUGGCGGAAGCAUUUACUCUGACAGAGCUAGAGAUAAACAUAAUGGAUUUAACUGAUUAUUUUGCAUCUUUCUUGGUAGCAAUAGUGGUAGCAUUCUAUGGAGGCAGAGGGAACAGGUCAAAAUGGGUGGCAGUGUCUGCCUUUAUAUUAGGAAUUUCAUCAACUGUAUUUGCUCUUCCUUUCUACAAGUAUGAAAUUAUAAAACCACUGGAAGUAAGUGAAGAUCUGUGUACAGAAGUAUUAGUUGAGACAGAUUGUGGCGGAAUGACAUUACCACACCGAUCGAUAAGUAUCUAUCUCUUCAUCCUCGGCCAGUGUCUCCAUGGAAUGGCAGGGAUGCCUCUAUAUAUCCUUGGAUUGACCUUCAUUUACGAUCAUGUUCCCACAUUCUCAUCUGGUCUCUAUCUAGGCAAAUAUGAUGAACUUCACAAUCAGACAAUGUAUAAAGCAGAUGACCUUUAUUAUAAGAACAGGUCCCAUACAAGCAAUGUAAAGUCCCAACAGUGCAAACUGACAGUUCCUAAAGAAGCAGUUACUGUGGCUCAGGGUGCACACAAGCUAAUGAUUGAGAAAGAAAAGGAGCCUCACUCCUUUGACAAGAAACUUAAAGAUACGGAAUUUGGAUCUGGUUUGAAGGAUUUAUAUCAGGCUGCUAAGUGUCUGUUCUACAACCCGCUGCUGUUGUGCUGCUCAUUGUGCAAAACCAUGGAGUACGUGACUUUUAGGGGAACUAGUCAAUUUGUGCCCCUAUAUUUAGAAAAUCAGUUUUUGUUAACACCCUCAGUUGCCACUCAGUAUUCAGGACUGGUGAUACUUCCAGCAGGUAUAAUCGGCCGUUUUCUGGGAGGUAUAAUUGUUGACAGAUUGGAAUUGUCUUGUAAGAACAAAAUAAGAUUUACAGCAGUGACAACUUUUGUAGGAUUUUUGCUUUUUAUAUUAAUCCUUUUUGUAAAAUGUGAAACAGUGAAAUUUGCAGGAAUCAAUGAAGAUUAUGAUGGGACAGGUAUCCUUGGAAACCUCACAGCUCCAUGCAAUGAGGACUGUGAUUGCUCAAACACACUCUAUGCUUCUAUAUGUGGAAGAGAUGAUACAGAGUAUUUCUCUGCGUGCUAUGCAGGCUGCCAGGCUGUUAAACAUUUCCACAAUGAAAAGACUUAUUACAAUUGCUCUUGCAUUAACGAAGGAUUGACAAGUGAGGAUCCUGAGGGUCACUUUGUUGAUGCCACUUCUGGAAAAUGUAAUACCAAGUGUCACAAACUACCUUUGUUUUUUGCUUUUUACUUUUCUUCAUAUGUUUUUUCUAGUUUGCCUAGUAUACCUAUCACCAUGUCUGUUCUCCAAGUUGUACCUACUCAUUUAAAUUCGCUGGCCAUGGGAGUGACCUUUACAAUAUGGAGAUUCAUUGAAUCUGUCCCUGUACCACCGAUUAUUCAAACAGCAUCAACUGCAUCUUGCAUUUACUGGGGCAUUAAUCAAUGUGGAAUCAGAGGACAUUGCUGGAUCUACGAUAAGUCAAAAAUGAUUUACAUGAUGAUAGGAUUAUGUCUUGUUUUACAGUCAUCCUCAGUCUUCUUUAGUCUUCGUGCACUUUACAUAUUUGACAGAGUUGUGAAGGGAAGCCCUGAGAGUACGGUUGAGACUGUGAUGCCUUCUUGGCUUGGGUUCUGGGUGAGAGCAACAAGUGGGAGAAGGAAGUUAGAAGGUGAAGAUCUACGGGAUCUACAGGAGACAGAAGAAUGGGAUGGGAUGGGAGUAGGGAAAAUUGACAUAGGUUUCUCCUGCAGAUCUGGGGUGGAGACUGGAGGAUUGGAUCUGGGGGAAAAGGAUGCAUACUUUUGGCUUUUAAUAUGA